AGCUCAGCAGACGGUGCCCGGCGCGCUCGGUUGGCGGAGGGUCUCUCGGCGUUUGCGCACACAGUCUGCCCCUGCUCGGGGGUCGUCACGAUGGGGACCCCAAGGAGUCGGGGGCGCCUGGCUUGGAUCGCCGCCCUUCUCCUCCAGCUGAUCUUCUCCUCCGUCCCGGCGCAGGGGACAGGGAAGCUUUUUGGAGAGCCUGAACAGGUCCGCAUGACCUCCGAAGGCGCCAACUGCCGUUGCAAAUGCAUCCUGCGCCCCCUCAGCAAAGCCGCCUGCGACCGCCUCCAGGAAGGCAGCAGGAGAGGGGAGGACUUUUACACUGUGGAGACGGUCAGCUCGGGCAGCGACUGCCGCUGCUCCUGCGCUGCCCCCCCAGCCUCGCUCAACCCCUGUGAGGAGGAGUGGAAGACGGAGAGGCUUAAGAAGCAGGCCCCUGAACUUCACAAGCUGCAGUCCAUCACCGACCUCCUGGAAGGUGCCCUCUACAGCAUGGACUUGAUGAAGGUCCAUUCGUACAUCAAAGAGGUGGUGGAGCAGAUGAAUACCUUGGAAGAGACGGUGAGGAGUAACCUGAGCCGCGACAGCAACGUGGUGAAGGAGAGCGUCCUCCACUUGACGGACCAGAUGAAGCGCUACGAGAACUACUCGGACAUCGUGCUAGGCCUGAAGAAGGAGCUUUCAAAUCUGGAGCAUCAGCUGCUCCAGAAAGAUGCCUCCGUCACAAGUCCAGAGCACAAGGCGCAGGACACAGCAAGGCACAAGGAGAGCGUUCAGAAAUACGCCGGUCCUCGGAAAAGUCUGGGGGACAAAGAGAUCCCCAAAAUUCCCAGGGAGAAGGCAGAAAAAACGAGGAAGGAAAGUGCCAAGGGCAGGACGGGUCUCCCACCACCCACUUCUAAGUCCAAUUCCUCCAGGGAACGGACUGCCAUCCGGGGCCACCUGUACUACAAAGCGGGGCACCGAGCAGGAGCAGAGGGGGUGGCAAGCAGCCACGAAAACCCCGGGAAAGAAGCUGGACUCAAACCACUGGACCAAGAGACCCUCCCCAGGUCAGGAGAAAGUCCUCCUACCUCUUCCCCUGACAACGCCACCUCCAUGGCCCCCACCACCAGCAUCGGUGCCACGCUCCAAAGUCGACGUGGCCCUCCUCUGCUCUCCAGGAAACGUGGCAACGUUCCCGAGGUCCCUCCCCCGCCCAGCCACGCCCACGAGGCCUCGUGCGAGGGGACCCUAAAGUCGGUGGAGCCCCCCGAGAAGCAGCACAGCUACGGUCGUAACGAGGGCGCCUGGAUGAAGGACCCGGCAGCCACCGAUGACCGGAUCUACGUGGCCAACUACUAUUACGGGAACAGCCUGCUGGAAUUCCGCAAUUUGGAGAAUUUCAAGCAAGGGCGUUGGAGUAACCUCUACAAGCUCCCCUACAACUGGAUCGGGACCGGCCACGUGGUGUAUCAAGGCUCCUUUUACUACAACCGAGCCUUCACCAGGAACCUCAUCAAAUACGACCUGCGCCAGCGUUUUGUGGCCGCCUGGUCCUUCCUGGAUGACGUGGUCUACGAGGACACCACGCCCUGGAAGUGGCGCGGACACUCCGACAUCGACUUGGCUGUGGACGAGAGCGGGCUGUGGGUGAUCUACCCGGCGAUGGAUUCUGGUUAUUCCCAGCAGGAGAUCAUCGUGGUGAGCAAGCUGGAUCCGGCCGACCUCUCCACGCGGAAGGAGGCCACGUGGAAGACCAGCCUCCGACGCCACGCUUAUGGGAACUGCUUUGUGGUCUGCGGCGUGCUUUACGCCGUGGAUGAGUGCAGCGCCAGGGAUAGCCACGUGUCCUACGCUUACGACACCCACACUGCCACCGAAGUCCAUCCCGAGCUGCCCUUCCGCAAUGAAUUUGCCUUCACCACCCAAAUUGACUACAACCCCAAGGAGAAAGUCCUUUACGGCUGGGAUAACGGCCACCAAGUGACCUACAAACUACAAUUUGUGGCUUGAGGAUGGGAAGCCCCGAAAUGCCAUGGGUGGGUCCCUGGAGGGGAUUGUCCGUGGGCGCAGGAUGGCCCCGGGAGAGAGAGACUCUGAUGGAACGCAUUUGAUGGAAGGGAUGGGGGCCGACGUCUGGCAGGUGACGCAAUCUCUCGGGGACAUUUGGGGUGCCUCCAGCAGCUGGCAGAGUUGGGGGGGGGGCGACAGCAAUUAGAAAGCUGCCAUUUGUCGCAGGCUUCCUAAUUGUGACGUUUCUCGCAAAGAGGGUACCCCCUUAAAAUAAUAUUCAUUUUAUCAGAGUGCGCUCAGUGGUACUAGUUGAGACAACCCAGGAGCAAUCGCAUCAAACAGAGAAUAAAUAGUGGUUUAUCUAUACAAAAGAAUAUACAUACACAUACUAGGUAAAGGCCAAACAAUCAGCAGCUACAGCAAGGAAGAUCACACGGAGAGUGAGAUACACCCUAACAGGUCCUCUCUUAUAAUACAGGCUCUUAAUGUGGUAACAGUCAACUAACCCUGCUGAUUCAUUACUACCAUUGCAUCAUCAUUACAGCAUUAGAGAAGCUGGCCAGCUAUUAAAUCAUCAUUAGCCUGACACAUUUUUUGCAAUCUAAGCAACUUUUCUGCAACGUUUACACAGUGAGGUUUAAGCCUUUGACUGAGUGGGAAGGUUCAGGCAUCGAGCUAAGUUCGAAGAGUCGUUUUCUUUUGACAGAGAGAGUUGUAAUUAUCAUCGCAAGGAGUCCUUGAGUUACGACCAUCAUUGAGCACACACACACCCAAUUUACAUGGCUACAGGAAAUUUGUUAA
This is a messenger RNA of Thamnophis elegans (Western terrestrial garter snake), 2796 nucleotides long. RefSeq names its product olfactomedin like 2A (gene OLFML2A). The transcript has 8 exons. Gene Ontology annotation, biological process: signal transduction. Bases 91 to 1995 code for a protein of 634 amino acids. The record is from RefSeq and is a predicted model, not a curated record. NCBI's taxonomy places the organism in Eukaryota, Metazoa, Chordata, Lepidosauria, Squamata, Natricidae.